Molecule: messenger RNA, 1434 nt
Organism: Habropoda laboriosa
Lineage: Eukaryota; Metazoa; Arthropoda; Insecta; Hymenoptera; Apidae
Product: nascent polypeptide-associated complex subunit alpha, muscle-specific form-like
Exons: 6
Coding region: 1-1434 (477 amino acids)
Cellular component (GO): PRC1 complex
Molecular function (GO): protein binding
Source: RefSeq, a predicted model, not a curated record
AUGGGCAAACACUUAUUAUACUGGGACACAUCUGGUACAAUAGUAGCAUAUCACUGCAUUCUUUAUAAUCCAAUUAAAAGAACGUGGAAUUUCUGUUGGACAGGUGAGGUAUCAGGUGAAAACGUGUCCGCGAGCUCUGGACCACGUGGCGGCGAUCGUGGAGAGGCGACUGAUUUAGGCACACACACGGAAAACAACGACGGGGCCACCCUGGCCGCGAAUACAGCGGUAGACGCCAGGGGCGGAAGCCCCCAGGGUGCCCACCUUUCCGGUGCGGCCACCCCAAGACCUCCGAGGGGCAGAAGGCGGCAGAACCAGAAUGGUCUCGACACUACUCAAGUUAAAACAGAACGCCUCACUCCAGACAAUAAUUCAACGUCAUCAAGGAGCGUGACGCCCUCGUCGUCUAGCCAUCCAGGAACGCCGCCAAAUGCUACCCCUUUGGGUGGACCUGAGGGCCCACCACCACCCCAUCACCUCAAACACAUGGAGCAGAUGAUGGGACGGAAUUAUAGCGAUUUCAUGAGAAGUCUCGCUGCCAAGUACAACAACGCCAACCCUAAUGAUUACUUCAGUUCGCCCAGGAACGGCUACCCUCCUGGUUUAGACCCAAGGUUUCCGGCGUUCAAAACUGCCGCGACACCUUUCGUCGGUUUAAUGGCACCCUUGGGUGCACCUCAGCCAUCGACCGUGUCGACCACCUCACCCCUUUCCAGCAAAGACCCGAAAGAGCAGAAGCAGGACAGUUUGUUUGGCAACCCCGUGUUCCCACCGAUGCUGGAUAUGUCGUCGACGCAAGCGCUUUUGCACAUGGUGAGGACCGCAAAUGCCGCCCAGAAUGCAGCAGAGCUGGAAACGUACCUUAAAGGUGCCAACAAAAGAGACGCCGGAGUGACGAGUCCCCUGGAUCUCUCGAGUCCAGGCGGCUUCGCUCCUCGCAAAAGGCAAAGGGCGGAGACCAGGAGAGCGGGAAGCGUUUCUCCAAAACCGAAACCAACCCCUCGACCCACCACACCACCCCCAGUCAGGUGUCCAUCUUUAUGUGGACACAUGCCCUGCGGCGAUGGACAGGCUGUCAAUCGAUGGACCAUCGAGGACGUCGUUAAUUACGUGUCGUCGAUCGACAUUUGCGCAGAAUACGCACAGAAUUUCCGUGAACACCGCAUCGACGGAGCAGCGUUGCCCCUUCUCUCGGAGGACCACCUAACCGGUCCCAUGGGAAUGAAGUUAGGCCCAGCACUGAAGUUACGUGCCCUGCUGGCUCGGAAGUUAGGCGCUUGCACGGUCUGUUUGCACUGUGCACACUGUCAUCAGACACCUCUGCCAGCGUUGAACGCUGCCGCUGCCGCUGCAGCCGCCUCGCAACAGCAACACCAGCAGCAACAACAGCAGCAACAGAUGCCUGGCAGGCGGCCAAGCAGCACGGGGAACUGA